GGCAGAGAGAAGCCAUGCAGCAAGUGGGCGGCAGAGGAGGAUUAGCACAGGACCGCCACUCCAGGCACUGUGUAAAGCGCGAUGGAACUAUCUAUGUACUGAGCGCUGGCUGCUUCCCCGAGGAUUUAAGACAUCCAUUAGGCCCACCCCUGGCUGACCCAGGCAGCUCCCCUUGGCCCUCCCGAAGCCGCGCCCACAGGAGCGAGCCCUCAUUGGUCCGCCGCGCCGUCCGUCAGGCUCCGCGGCUUCUCAUUGGCGGACGGGCGCCAAGUCGGCCUUUUAGUCCCGCCUCCAACGGUCGGUUGAUCUCCUCGUGGCCUGGUCCGCCAUCUUGGCGCCAUGGGCCUGGUUGGGGGAGCAGCCCCUUUACUGCGCUAUAGGCAGCGGGGACGAAGCGGUUUGCAUCUCUCUCUCCCCUCCCCUCGGCGAGGCUCAACCCAGACCGCCAUUUGGAGCCAGACAUUUCUGACUGGGCAGACGUCAGUAGAAGUGGCCGGGACGCAGGCCCUGGACCUCCUUGGUGUCCUGAGGUUUGCAGGGCAUCUGCCAGACUCCUCCCCAGGCCUCAGUUCCACAUGCCGACGUUGCGACAGAAAGCAGCCAACCCUCUGCUCAAGGGAUUUGCAGUGUGCGAUGUUCCCCUCUCGGAAAUAUGCCAGGAGAAUGUGUCGCGAGACAAAUGUAUCGAGCUCAAGUGCUGCUUUCAGAAGCAGUUGUGCUUGAGGAAAGCGAUUCCAAAGUACGUUUCCUUGUUCACCAUCUUGAUAGUUGUCAUCUUGGGAUUCUUCUUGUGCUUUGUAGCCUUCGGAUUCUGGCAAGAGAAAAGAAGGAAGAGAAUGGCUCAAAAACAUCAGCAGGCAGUAGCUCCCGUAGUCACACCUCAAGAGAGAGAUACCAAAAGCCUGAAGGAACGGAAGGAAGCCAAGCCCCAAGACAACACAGAAACACACGAAGAUGAUGACAAUGAAAGCCAAGAAAGUGACGAGAAAGAGGAGGAAGAUGAAUAAGCUAGAUGGCAGCAAGAAGUCAACAGAGAAUAGAACAGAGAAUUAAAUGGAAUCAUGGGCUGGGAACUUGCCCCCUAAUCUGUAUUAUGGACUUGAAUUCCUAGCCAGAGAAAAAGGUUAAAAUGUAUUUGCCAAACUAUGGGUUGUUUUGUGUUUCUUCUUACUUGGAGUUUUUAUUCCAAGAAGGAUAGAAGGCAUUUGAGACGUGAAUAAAGGUAACGGCGCAGGAUA
Molecule: messenger RNA, 1238 nt
Organism: Ornithorhynchus anatinus (platypus)
Lineage: Eukaryota; Metazoa; Chordata; Mammalia; Monotremata; Ornithorhynchidae
Gene: TEX29
Product: testis expressed 29
Exons: 6
Coding region: 576-1007 (143 amino acids)
Source: RefSeq, a predicted model, not a curated record